AUGUGGGCAACAGGCACAAUCGUGUGCUCUCCAAUUUACCGAAUUUUUUCAACUUGCUGUCCAUUACGACGAGCCAACGCAACACAUAAAUAUCAGAAUGGGCAUGUGCAUACGGCAAAAACUAUUAGCCCACUGGGACUACCUCAAUUUUCAGCCAAGACGAUCUCUGUCCAACCGAAAGCUGAAGAUCUAGAAGCACCUUUCAAUUACGGAGACAUCACAUUUCGGCUGGACUAUGACUUUGCUCAGAGCAAGUUGGCUGUGACUGUUGUUGAAGCUUGUCGUCUGCCAGCUAUGGAUCGCAAUGGAAUGUCUGAUCCUUAUGUCAAAUUAUCAAUAUUACCGGAUAGAAAACAGAAAUAUGAAACAAAAAUUAUUCGGAAUACACUGAAUCCGUCAUACAACGAGACGUUCCUAUUCAAUAUACCUUUCAAUGAGCUACAAUCGAAAACUCUUCAAUUUGUUGUAUAUGAUUAUGAUCGAUUAUCAAAAGAUGAUAAGAUGGGACAAUUAGCUGUUCCAUUGGAUUCCAUUGAUUUUGGUACAACAACAGAUCUGACACGUGCUUUGAGCAAGCCCGACAAUGACGAUGACAAGGAAUCUCGGUUAGGAGAUAUCUGCUUCUCUACGCGAUACCGUCCAGCUACCGGCACACUCACACUCACUAUCAUGGAAGCUCGAAAUUUGAAGAAAAUGGAUCUUGGUGGUACAUCUGAUCCAUAUGUCAAAAUCUACUUGUACCAUGGAAGGAAGUUGUUGAGUAAAAAGAAAACAUCGAGAAAAUAUAAAACUUUGAAUCCUUAUUACAACGAAAGCUUUCAAUUCAAGAUUGAACCUUCCAUGAUGGAUAGAAUUCAUAUAUUAAUUUCUGUAUGGGAUUAUGAUAAAAUGAGUAAAAAUGAUUUUAUUGGCGAGGUUACAUUAGCUUCAGUUGAAUUGUCCAGCUUAACACAGGUUACUCAUGCUUGUCAUGAACAAUGGGCUGAAAUGAUGACAUCCAGAAGACCGGUUGUCCAAUGGCAUACUCUUCAGGAACGGAUGGAGAAGGAGAAAGAUAAAGACAAAGAAUAA
Auanema sp. JU1783 is the source of this 1071-nucleotide messenger RNA. Lineage: Eukaryota; Metazoa; Nematoda; Chromadorea; Rhabditida; Rhabditidae. The record is from the annotation of a GenBank genome assembly.